Molecule: messenger RNA, 6283 nt
Organism: Triplophysa rosa
Lineage: Eukaryota; Metazoa; Chordata; Actinopteri; Cypriniformes; Nemacheilidae
Gene: rhobtb2a
Product: Rho related BTB domain containing 2a
Exons: 10
Coding region: 233-2422 (729 amino acids)
Biological process (GO): small GTPase-mediated signal transduction
Molecular function (GO): GTP binding; GTPase activity; protein binding
Source: RefSeq, a predicted model, not a curated record
GUUACAGUGAAUGGGGGGUACUGCUGGGUUGGUGUGCCUGUGUUGUACAGUUGGUACGGUAAUUGGAAACAUCAAGAGCAGACUGUCCGGCCUGGCUGCCUGGCAGCUACUUCUCUGAUGGCGUUUGGGGACCCAAGAACGAUUUUCUUUGACGGCUCCGAUUCUAAGCCGUAUCUUUUUGACACGAAAAUGAAGUUCAGAUACGGCUCUCCUCAGUCUCAAGCAGCAUCCGAUGGAUUUAUCUCUCUUCUGUCGCUUCCCCAUAUCGGCCAGGCCGAUGCAGCACUUUCAUCUGAUGCGGCCUCAUUUUAUGGAUUCUGACAUGGACUAUGAAAGGCCAAAUGUCGAGACUAUCAAGUGUGUGGUGGUUGGGGACAACGCAGUUGGAAAGACCCGGCUCAUCUGUGCCCGGGCAUGCAACGCCACCCUCACACAGUAUCAGUUGCUGGCCACACAUGUGCCCACUGUAUGGGCAAUAGAUCAGUACAGAGUCUGUCAGGAGGUUCUAGAAAGGUCCAGGGAUGUGGUGGAUGAUGUCAGUGUGUCUUUGCGUCUAUGGGACACCUUUGGCGACCAUCACAAGGACCGUCGCUUUGCGUAUGGCAGGUCUGAUGUGGUGGUAUUGUGUUUUUCCAUUGCAAACCCCAACUCCCUUUACCACGUGAGGACCAUGUGGUACCCAGAGAUCAAGCAUUUCUGUCCCAGAGCUCCUGUUAUCCUUGUGGGCUGCCAACUAGACCUGCGAUAUGCUGACUUGGAGGCUGUGAACAGAGCUCGCCGUCCACUAGCCAGACCCAUUAAAUCGAAUGAAAUACUGGCCCCAGAGAAAGGACGUGAGGUGGCGAAGGAGCUAGGCGUUCCCUAUUAUGAGACCAGCGUUGUUGCACAGUUUGGGGUUAAGGACGUUUUUGACAACGCUAUACGUGCAGCCCUCAUUUCCCGCCGUCAUCUGCAGUUCUGGAAGUCGCAUUUAAGAAAUGUUCAAAGACCCCUCCUCCAAGCUCCCUUCCUUCCCCCCAAACCCCCUCCACCUAUUAUCACGGUCCCUCCCCCUCCGAGUAACAUCGAAGAGCACCCUAGCCGCCUGUUAGAGGAUUCACUCUGUGCUGAUGUCAUUUUAAUCCUUCAGGAACGUCAGAGGAUCUUCGCUCACCGCAUUUACCUCGCCACUGCCUCCUCUAAGUUCUACGACCUCUUCUUGACUGAACCUCGAGGCUCUGAGGAGAACGAGCGGGAACGGGAUAGACCGAGAGGGCCAACCCUUUCUGGACGCAAUCUGUUUAUGCGUGCUGCUAGUUUUGACGUUUGUGAGAGUAGUGACGACGGAGAUAGAGUGAACUUGCGUGCCUGCACCAGUGACGGAACUCUGAAGGGUGGAGAUGGUGAUCACCGCGGUCGCCUGCUCCCCGCUUUGAGCCGUGCUUUCAUCAGCAUCCAAGAAGAGAUGGUAGACGACCCUGUCACCUUCAACUCCCGACGGAUGACUGUGGUGCACAUGGACCCAUCAAUGCAGCCUGGUCCGUUUCGAUCGGUGUUACGAUACCUGUACACAGGUAAACUAGACGAACACGAGAAGGAGUUGAUGCAAGUGGCCCACAUUGCAGAACUGCUGGAAGUGUUUGACCUGCGCAUGAUGGUGGCUAACAUCCUGAACGAUGAGGCCUUCAUGAAUCAGGAGAUCACCAAGGCCUUUCAUGUUAGACGCACCAAUCGGGUGAAAGAAUGCCUGGCCAAAGGCACCUUCUCUGAUGUGGUGUUCAAGUUGGAUGAUGGCACUAUCAUGGCUCAUAAACCACUGCUCAUCUCAAGCUGCGAUUGGAUGGCAGCCAUGUUUGGUGGACCAUUUGUGGAGAGUUGUACAAAAGAGGUGCUGUUUCCUAACACUACACGUAGCUGUAUGCGUGCUGUGCUGGAGUAUCUCUAUACCGGCCGCUUCUGCUCUCGUCCAGAUCUGGACGCCAUGGAGCUGAUUGUACUUGCAAACCGCCUCUGUCUGCCUCACCUGGUGGCACUGACAGAGCUGUACACUGUGACAGUAUUAACAGAGGCUGCCAUGAUGGGAGCUGAUAUUGAUGGAGAUGUUCUGCUCUACCUGGACAUGGCACAGUUCCACUGUGCUCAUCAGUUGACUGAUUGGUGCCUCCACCACAUCUGCACCAACUACAACAGAGUCUGUCGCAAAUUCCCUCGUGACAUGAAAGCCAAAUCAACAGAAAAUCAAGAGUACUUUGAGAAGCAUCGCUGGCCUCCAGUGUGGUAUCUAAAAGAAGAAGAUCAUUAUCAGCGAGCUCGUAGGGAGCGCGAGAAGGAAGAUUACUUGUACCAAAAGCGCCAGUGUAAACGCAAGUGGCUCUUUUGGAAUAUACCAUCUUCACCUUCCUCCAAUUCUUCAUCUUCUCCUGGUUCCUCUGCAGUCAUCUGAUUGACUCUCAGCAGUCUAUAAAGUGGGAUUUAUUAUAGGUUGACUUGGCCAAAUUCUACACGUUUCCUUUCCGCAUUUUUUGUUGAGCAAAAUACCCAAGCCCUGCUUUCAGCUGCUGAGUAAGACAAGCAAAAAUGCAACAGGACAAGUAAGCUAAAGCCACACCUGGCACAUGGGAUUUUUACAGAUGAAACCAGCUUUGGCAUCCUUCAACCUCCAGACAAUCUCUAACGUAGAAAACACAUUCAAACUUUCAUAGCGUGAAAUGCUAAGUGCUUUUUAGCUCUAAAGAACAAGAUAGCAGGAACAUUUUAGAGCAACCAGCAAACAACUGAAAAACAUGAAUUCCUCAGUGUGGUGGCAAUCUACAAUCAAACCAAUUCUCCAGAGUGACGCUCACAAGAUUCCAAUGUUGGCUUCUUUGCAAACUACUGGUAAUUUUAAUGAAUUAAAUUUACAAUGGGUUGUUUGAAAUAACCUGUGGGGGUGCGACACCAAUGGAUUUGAAUGCAUAAGAUCUAGAGGAAUGUUUCGGGUUCAAUAUAACUUACAGUACGUUCUGUCUGCAACAUCUGGCAAAACCAUUGAAAAUAGUUUUGACUCAAAGUUCACUAUUGGUCACUAUUAAAAUGCAAAACUGUUUUAUAAGUUAAUUAUUAUGUGCUUACAUCAUACUUGAACGACAUAAAAGUAUAGGUUCAGUCAAAGUUUCAUAUCAAACAGGAUGAUUUAGACUUAGACAAAGUGCUUUUAGCAAGCUUCCAUUUUUUGCUUUUAGUCCCUCCAGAAUGCUGGCUCGCUUUCUGGAAGUGUUUUGCGGAAGGAGACCAAAACAUUUUCUUUGGUGUUCGACAAAUGCUGUCGAAAGAGCUUAGGUCGCCCACAACAUUCCUUUAAAUGAAAUGGCAGUGACCUAGAAUUGUGCACAACAGACAUUUUGAAACUGCUUGUUUAUUCUGCACACUGUGGUCUGUUUUUGGUAAUAAGGCAAUCUUUGUUCCUUCUUUCUGCAUUUAUCUUUCUGUCCUGUUUAUAUCUGACAAGUUCGGAAAAUGAAACAGACAUUUGAAUGAUUAUAGGUUUACAUACAAAAUCAGCAUUCACUCGUGUGAUGUUACAUAAUCGUGUAUGACAGGAUGAAGUUGAGAUCUAAAUCAAGAUCAAGAAAGUUGCAUUUUAUCUUCAUAACAGUUUCCUCGAAAAAAUAACCUCUAAUAUUGUAAUCACAUUCUUCAAAACAGGAUCCCAAGUGAACAGUCACACUGGGUUUCUUUACAGGGAACAUAACAGUGCCUCAACACUCCGGAGAUCUAAAUGUGUGGGUACUAGCUGCUAUCUUUACCAAAGUUAGCUCGCAAACGCUUCGUAAGGGACAUUAUAUCAAAAUCUGCUGCAAACAAAAACAGCUGUAAGUUUGAAUGCUCCCAAAUAGCUUUCGGAUAAGUUUCACAGGCAGGCCUGUGACAAAGCUAUCCCAUGAUGCACCACAGCAUGUCCAUACAUGUGAGUAGUUAUUGUAGAUUGCUAUACUUGCUAUAUUUCAGAGUUUGAUUCCAACUUUUCAUAACAUUAAAAUAGCUACUAAUAACUUAGUACAAAUAAAGCAGUAUUAUGCAUUGGGUAUUUUUAAAAAGGUGCAUUACCUUUCCACACAAAGUUUACACCCCAGAGGAAAAAAAACUCCACAAGCAUGGUUCAUAUUGUAGACUUAAACUCUUUUGCAAUCUGAAUGUGUAUGACCUAGUACACUCUCACAGCGACUCGCACAUAGAAUGCCUUGUAAUAAAAAAUUUCGUAAAUAAAAAAAAGUUGUUUUUUUAUACCCCAAUGAAAAAUAUUCAGAUGAUCACAGUUCUCUCUCUUAUAUAGUUAACAAAUAUAGUUUAAAUACAGAUGGGCACUAAAAUAACAAUUUGCUGCAUUAUCAGCCAGUAAACUAUCAAAGAAUGUCUUUCUGCUUUAGUAUCAAAUUCAGAGCUGACCUGCAUGUAUUGGGCUGUUGUAGGAAUAUUGUUUUAUUUUAGAAACCUGUAUGUGUUCUACCAGGCCUUGAAUGUAAAUCUAUAAAAAGAAAAAAAAGAAAUGCAAUGAUUUAAGUUCCACUGUAAUCCACUGGGGCAACCUGAUCAGUAUAAUAACACAUAUCUUUUUGAAGACUUGUCAGUAUCAGAAAGCAUUUGAAACUACACUCAGGCACAUUUGCAAACUCUUGAUACGGUAUUUUAAAUUAAAAGACUUUAUAUGUUGUCUCUAAAUGUAACAAGGUUUUUCUCAAAAACGUUUUUCUAAGAAACGCUAAUUGAAUUCUGAAGAUUAUUAAACAUAACAGGCCAUUACAGUAAAAAAUAAUAAUGAUGCACAUAUGAAUGUAUACGUGAGAUAUACAGGCUGUGUGAAUGUACAUUUUACACAUUUUUUGUUCACAUGAUACAGAUUGUAGAAACUCUUUGUGGGAAAAUAAAUGAAAUAAUUUAUAAAUAAAAUAAAAGUUUGGAAGGGAGUUUAUCAGACUGUUGAGUUUCAGAUUUGUUGCUGCAGAGAUGAUACCCCAUGCCUUAAUGUAAAGGACACAAUGAGUGGCAUUGUGUUGUUCUUCUGUGUUAACGUGUAAUUUAAACAUAUCCUCUGUGUACCAGGUGUGAAUAUACUACUCGAAAGGUUACGUGUAAAAUCUUUUGUCAUUCAUGUGUGUUUGUUAAAGACCUUAUUGUUGUCUAUGCUGGAUUGUUAUGUUUUGGCUAGUGUAUCGCUCACCUGUGGUUUUCUAUGUGUUGUUUCUCUGUCAUGUGAAUGUGUUUAACAUACAUUGCCUUUCAUUGCUUAGAACAUGUACGUUGUGGAUUGCAUUGCUCAUUAAAUCAAUGUGUAAAACUGUAUAUAUUAUGGGGUCCGAAAAGUCUGAGCCUAUUGAAAGUCCAACAUUCAAAAUCAUAUUUAAAGCCGAAAACAGAGGUCACAGACUUUAGAACCCACAGUAUAUACAGAGUGGAAAAAAUGAAAUGGAGCAGAAAAAAGCGUGUAUUGGAAUUGUAAAUGAUUCGUUUUUAGCCAAGGUAAAUGUGUUCCUGAAUCUGUUCCUUGUUGGUCUGGGAACACUAUUCCUGUAACCCAGCAAAACUUAGGUUGAUAAGUAUGAUAAGUAUUCCACUAAACUUAAUUCUACAGUCUGAUUGGUUGAUAGAAUAUUGUUUUAAGACCAACAAGGAUGUCGAUCCAGAAUCAUGUUUUACCUGGCAAAACCACUAGACAUGAGUGCACAAUACCUUUUAAAUCAUGACUGCCUGGAUAUGCUGUGCAAAAUAGCAAUGCUUUGGCUUGCAAUUUAAAAGCAAGAAAACAAAAGUUUGUUAAAAAACUAACAAUAACGGUAGUGUAUUCUAGCUAUUCGAUACACUGUGCCCUCUAGUAACCAACCUCUAGGCAGUGUCAGACACUGAAGCAUGUCCUAAAAUCUUUUACUUAGCUCUCUGGCAAGAUAAAAAACAAACAAAAAUGAAAUAGGCUACAUACAAAAAUCAAGGGUUAAAGCAGAUCAAGUUAUUAAAAUAAUAAAAAAAUAUUUUCCUUUAAAUCCUAGAACUCCAUGUUUAAUGAGCUCUAGGUCUUGCAAAGAAGCACAAACCAAACACAGCGUGAAGAGAUGUUUUGCUAAUAACGCAGAGCCAGUGUAGCAAAGAAUUAAUCAAAUUGCUGAAAGCAAAAACUUGAAUGUUUUCUCAGUAUUAAAAGCUUGAUAUCUAAAAUUUGUAUUUUAAACAAGUAUCAUUUCCACAAGUUAGUACUGGGAAGGGAUUUGUAUGUCCAGGACAUCUAAGCAUGUGUUCUUGAAAUGUGUAAAUAAUGUUCAAUAAAUACGAACUA